This is a messenger RNA of Myotis davidii, 2490 nucleotides long. RefSeq names its product kelch like family member 18 (gene KLHL18). Bases 68 to 1816 code for a protein of 582 amino acids. The record is from RefSeq and is a predicted model, not a curated record. Gene Ontology annotation, molecular function: protein binding. Lineage: Eukaryota; Metazoa; Chordata; Mammalia; Chiroptera; Vespertilionidae. The transcript has 10 exons.
GCCCCGCCCCGGGGAGUUGAGAGCCGGACGGCCGGCCAGGCCUGCGCAGUCGCGGCGGCGGGUGAAGAUGGUGGAGGACGGCGCGGAGGAGCUGGAGGACUUGGUGCACUUCUCCGUGUCCGAGUUGCCGAGUCGCGGCUACGGCGUCAUGGAGGAGAUCCGCCGGCAGGGCAAGCUGUGCGACGUGACGCUCAAGAUUGGGGACCACAAAUUCAGCGCUCACCGAAUCGUCUUAGCAGCCUCCAUCCCGUACUUCCACGCGAUGUUCACCAAUGACAUGAUGGAGUGCAAGCAGGAUGAGAUUGUGAUGCAGGGAAUGGACCCCAGCGCCCUGGAGGCUCUCAUCAACUUUGCCUACAACGGCCACCUCGCCAUCGACCAGCAGAACGUCCAGUCAUUGCUGAUGGGGGCGAGCUUCCUGCAGCUGCAGAGCAUCAAGGAUGCCUGCUGCACGUUCCUCCAAGAACGGCUUCACCCCAAAAACUGCCUGGGUGUGCGCCAGUUUGCGGAGACGAUGAUGUGCGCUGUGCUGUACGAUGCGGCCAACAGCUUCGUCCACCAGCACUUCGUGGAGGUGUCCGUGUCGGAGGAGUUCCUGGGCCUGCCCCUGGAGGACGUGCUGGAGCUGGUGUCUCGCGAUGAGCUGAACGUGACGUCCGAGGAGCAGGUCUUUGAAGCCGCGUUGGCCUGGGUCAGGUACGACCGGGAGCAGAGGGGCCCCUGCCUGCCCGAGCUGCUGUCCAAUAUCCGGCUGCCCCUCUGCCGGCCCCAGUUCCUGUCGGACCGAGUGCAGCAGGAAGACCUGGUGCGAUGCUGCCACAAGUGCCGGGACCUGGUGGACGAAGCAAAGGACUAUCACCUCAUGCCAGAGCGCCGGCCCCACCUGCCAGCUUUCCGAACGCGGCCUCGCUGCUGCACGUCCAUCGCUGGGCUCAUCUACGCCGUGGGAGGCCUCAACUCAGCAGGUGAUUCCCUGAACGUGGUGGAAGUGUUCGACCCCCUCGCCAAUCGCUGGGAGAAGUGCCAUCCCAUGAUGACUGCCCGCAGCCGCGUCGGCGUGGCCGUGGUGAACGGGCUGCUCUAUGCCAUCGGGGGCUACGACGGCCAGCUGCGCCUGAGCACCGUGGAGGUCUACAACCCAGAGACGGACACGUGGGCCCGGGCGGGGAGCAUGAACAGCAAGAGAAGCGCCAUGGGGACAGUCGUGCUGGACGGGCAGAUCUACGUCUGUGGGGGCUACGACGGCACCUCAUCCCUCAACUCUGUGGAGACCUACUCACCCGAGACGGACAAGUGGACAGUGGUGACCCCGAUGAGCUCCAGUCGCAGUGCUGCCGGGGUCACGGUCUUCGAGGGCAGGAUAUACGUGUCCGGUGGGCACGACGGCCUGCAGAUCUUCAACAGCGUGAGUCUGGGCUCUCCUGGGCUGGGCCCUUGCUCCAUCCUUGAGAGCGACUGGGAAAGGCAGUUCCCUGGGAACACGCUAGCCUUCCCGCUGCUGGGAGAGGCGUCGCCUAGUGGGGUUUCGGGCCACCCGCAGCCGCUCUCAAGUCCUGAGCACGGGAGGCAGAGUGCGCCCACCCUUCAGUCUCCGUGGAGACCCGCAUGCGACCGCCCCAUGCUCACGCGCCGCAGCCGCGUCUCCCUGGUGGCCAGCUGUGGGCGCCUCUACGCCGUGGGGGGCUAUGAUGGACAGUCAAACCUCAGCUCCGUGGAGAUGUACGACCCGGAGACGGAUUGCUGGGCUUUCACGGCCCCCAUGGCGUGCCACGAGGGCGGGGUCGGGGUGGGCUGCAUUCCUGUCCUCGCUGUCUAAGGAGGGACGUGGUGGGGUCGGGGUCAGGUACCAGCGUGGGCACUCCCUUCCAGGGGCAUCCCGCCGGAGAGGGACCAGCAGGCACAGGGGAGCCGAGGGGCGGUUCCCGGGUGCGCGGUCCUCCCUCACGUGCCGCCCUUGCGCCCUCCGAGCCCAGGACACCAAGACGCACAGCCUGGCAGGUGCCUCUGGGCCUCACAGCUGGUGCCAGCGGCUGCUUGUGGUCACACGCCCAGGCCCGUCCAAGCCCAGCUCCGAGCCAGCCUGGCAGGAGGCUCCAUCCGACACUCGCCUGCUGUUCUCCGGCCACAGAGCGGCCGGUCUGACCGGCAGCCGCAGUGGCCAUGUCUUGGAAGCGGUGUGGCUGGGAGAGGACGACACUCGGAGAGUUCUCGCCGCCGCCUGUGGAGACGCUGCCUGGGCCGGGGCUCGCCAGGCGCCUCCUUCCGUCUGGGCAGGGCCCUUGUCCUCCUGGGAGAGCAGGGCACAGAAGCUCUCCUGUCUGCUGUUGGGGUCUCAGGAGGUCUCUUUCAUCUUAUUUGGGAGAAACAGAAGGAAAAAAGAUACUUGAAAGAAGCUGAAGGAAAUUUAAAGAAACACUCGAAAGAAACUGGAAAGAAAAAUACCUUUUUUUUAAGUAAACAUUUUUUGCGAGAAGAAAAUGUUAAAAAAAA